AUCACCAUCACCAUCAGAUGAAGGAUAUAAAGAAGACAGAGAAGAACGUGGAAAUGGAGAAAUUCAUACUCCUCAUCGUUUAUCUUCAUCUGUGGCACAGACCUGUGGCUGAAGCGAUUCAUCCGGACUGCGCCAUCAUCUCCGAGCACCUCAGGGCUCAGGAGAUGUGUAGCCAGACGAGGAGGAGCGAAGCGCAAAACCAGACCGACCACAGCGGAUGUAAAACAGACUGGGAUGAUAUAAGAUGCUGGCUGAGAGCAGAAGUCGGACAGGUGGUCAACGUAUCCUGCUCUGAAGUCUUGCAGCAUUUCUCCAGCAAUCAAGGGUUUGUUUACAGGAACUGUAACGUUGACGGCUGGUCAGAAAUAUAUCCACCCUACGAGGAGGCCUGCGCUUUCAGCGACGACAGUGAGCCUGAAUCGGAGACGAGUUACCUGUCUACGUUCAGACAGGUUUACACCGUGGGCUAUGCCACCUCACUCAUCUCCCUCAUUACAGCCAUAGUGGUGUUUACAGCCUUCAGAAAGUUCCGCUGCACCAGAAACUACAUCCACAUCAACCUGUUCUCCUCCUUCGUCCUGAGAGCCAGCGCUGUUUUCAUUAAAGACACUGUGCUGUUUGCUGAUGAGACCCUGGACCACUGCUCCAUAUCUACGACAGCAUGUAAGUCAGCCGUGGCUUUCUUCCAGUUCAGCAUCCUUGCCAAUUACUUCUGGUUGCUGGUAGAGGGCAUGUAUCUGCAGACCCUGCUGGCCCUGACCUUCGUCUCUCAGAGGAAAUACUUCUGGUGGUACAUCCUGAUUGGAUGGGGGCUCCCGUCAACUGUUCUUAUACUUUGGGUGUUGACCAGAUUUUUCCAUGACGACAGAGGGUGCUGGGAUGACACAGACAAUGUUGGUAUUUGGUGGAUUAUUAAAGGACCGAUAACAGCCUCACUGCUGGUCAACAUAGUCAUCUUCAUCAACGUGAUCCGGAUUCUGGUUCAAAAGCUUAAAUCUUCAGCCAUGACUGGGAACAAUGACACUGGACAUUUCAUGAGGCUGGCUAAAUCCACCCUGUUCCUUAUCCCUCUUUUUGGGAUGCACUACACAGUAUUUGCCUUCCUGCCUGAGACCACUGGAGUGGCAGCCAGACUGUACAUCGAGCUGGGGCUGGGAUCCUUUCAGGGUUUUGUGGUAGCAUUGCUUUACUGCUUCAUGAAUGGAGAGGUCCAAACAGAGCUGCGGAGAUGGCUGAGGAAGUGUCACAGUCAAAAUCAUCUCACCCCAGCCAAGCGAAGUAUCACUCAGAUCACAAUUAGAGCCCGCGGGGGUCUUGGCCGACCUCCUUCCAGUGGCAACAUCUCUUCAGUAUGAUUUCACGACUAUGCAUGAGAGAAGUUGUGGCAAGAAUGUCAAGCAAAAUAUCAGAGGCAAGUCAUCAAAGCUCGACCUGCUGAUGACAUUAAUCCAACAAGUCACUGUGGAAAUGUUGUGCCAGGCGCAUUAUAUUAGUGUCAGCAGCAGCUACGACCAUGAGCUUUAUCAGUGUAGUCUGUUUUUCUAUAACAGUUGCAACCAAGUAAACAUUUGCAACCAAGUAAAGGAACACUGGUGCUUGAUUUGUAAGGAUGUUAUGGUUACACUGUGGAAGCACGAGACCACAGCAGAGACAGAGCUGGCCCUGAGCUUGUAGGAGGAUGAUUUCUCACGGUUGUGUUUGAAGUUUUGAGUUUUAAGUUAUAAAAAUGAGCUGAGGGAUUAUAUAGAGACAGCUGUGGAAACAAUGGAUGUUGUUUGAACUUGGCUAAAUCAUGUGAAAUGAGCUUGACUUGAAUAAUUGUUUUGUGCACUGAACAGAAGCAGUUACAUUAUUUCAGUACAGGCUGGAAAUAUGUGCAGGACUGAUCUGGACUGAGUGUGUUAAUUCAUUUCUGUGCAGCACUUUGCCUGCUGCUGGAAAGAAAUUUUCAAUCAUGAAGAUCCAGAGGGACCUGAGUGAAUGUAUUUAAUGUUGUGCGUUUUCUUUAUAUAUAUGUGUGUGUGUGUGUGUGUGUGUGUGUGUUUGUGUGUGAAGCUGCCAUAUAUUGGUACUUCAUGUCUUAAAGGACUUCUUAUUUCAAGGAGUUGUCUGCUUUGAUGAGCCAUCUCUGAAACACAUAUAUGAAUAUUUAUGAGCGCGUUUUUUUUCUUCACCUGUUAUUUUUUUAUGCAGUUGCCAGAUGUGAUAAUCCUGAUUUCCAUAUUUGUUGCACUACAGAAGAUACCAAAUUGAUACGAAACAGGGUGCCAGGCAUUUUCAUAGUAAAAUGGCAUAAAAAAGGUACUACUAAAGCAUUUCAGUCUCCCACACUUAUUAUUGCCUUAAAUUAAGAAUUAUUGUGCUUUCAUGACCUUAAAAUAAGCCCUGUAUAUAUCUUAAGAAACAGCAGGCACACAAAAACAAAAAAACUCACCAUAGAUUGGUCCUUUGCUGUUUUUUUUGUGAAUUUUCACAGCGACUCCUACAUGCUUGUCAAAGGGGGAUGAGGUGAGGUGUAUUCAGUUGGUUGCAUUCUUCAAUCCUGACUGCUAAAUGUGUGGACGUAUUAAGGAGAACUGGAUACAGUGUUGGAGGCAGAGCUCCAUUCAUUCUAAUGGAAGUUGUUCUGUGGAGCCAGAUUUCCUGCAUACUGUAUGCUUCCACAUUGUGUGGCCAAAGCAUGGCCAAGUUGGUAAAUUCUGGUUUUAGCCCUUUUCCAAGCUGAAUGGGGAUAAAAUCAUUGAAUUGUGCAGCUUCUCUCAACUUUCCAAAUGUUAUUAGACUGAAUGGAUCAAAUUCUCAUAGUGAAACGACUAAUUUCAUGAAGUUUGUGACACUCAAAAAUGUAUCCACAGCUGCUUCUUUUACAAAGUCUCCAUGUGAUGCACACUGGUUGCAUCACAUGAUGGAUGCCAUUGCCAUUGCCAUUGCUGUUAUUACACACUGUGGCCACUGUGUCAAAGGGGACUUCAAAGCCGAGUGCUCUUCUUGGAGGCUCGGCUAGAUGCCACUAAGGCAGAUUCAGACCAAAUCUGGCUUAGUUAUUCCAUUCUUUUCAGUGGAAGUAGUGCGUUUUGGCUGCGGAAAUGCAUUGCCGCAGGGGGUGCACGAAAUUAACUCAGUGACCUGCAGUGGAGAAGUUGAGCCAGAUUCAACUUUUGGAGAUAUGCAACCCUACGUCACGCUGUAGCAGCAAAUCAGAUAAUCGGACAGGGGAAACCUCUACAUAGUCAGCCUGAAAUGUCACUUUAACUGAGAGCUGUCCAACUAAGUCAGGGUUCAUGGACUUAGCUAUGAUAUUCUAUCUAUCUGGCUUCGCGAUUUGCUGCAACGUCUGAUUUGGUCUGAAUACGGCCGAAAUCUCACACACAGGAUCUUCAAGAUACACAAUGUUCUACAUGAUGUUUUUAUAUCCAGUGUCUCAACUUCAUGUCACCCAUAUUUAAAUUGCCUGUAUUCAAGUCAGAUCACUGCAUCCCUAGAUUUGAUCGUUUAUAGACCAUGAAGGCACCGUACUGUUUCAUUAAGCACUUUGUUAUUGUCAGUACACAUGAUGAUUUAAUGUUGCACUUUAUUUUAUAUUGAAUAUAUUGCAUUUCCAUUGUUGUUCUUGUGUGGAAAGACGCAGUAAUAAAUGAAACAUCUUG
Larimichthys crocea (large yellow croaker) is the source of this 3647-nucleotide messenger RNA. RefSeq names its product growth hormone releasing hormone receptor a (gene ghrhra). The transcript is spliced from 13 exons. The record is from RefSeq and is a predicted model, not a curated record. Gene Ontology annotation, molecular function: vasoactive intestinal polypeptide receptor activity; G protein-coupled peptide receptor activity; peptide hormone binding. Bases 18 to 1355 code for a protein of 445 amino acids. Lineage: Eukaryota; Metazoa; Chordata; Actinopteri; Sciaenidae. Gene Ontology annotation, cellular component: plasma membrane. Gene Ontology annotation, biological process: cell surface receptor signaling pathway; adenylate cyclase-modulating G protein-coupled receptor signaling pathway.